This is a messenger RNA of Micropterus salmoides (largemouth bass), 935 nucleotides long. RefSeq names its product myosin, light chain 6, alkali, smooth muscle and non-muscle (gene myl6). The transcript is spliced from 6 exons. The coding region runs from base 129 to 584 and encodes 151 amino acids. The record is from RefSeq and is a predicted model, not a curated record. Gene Ontology annotation, molecular function: calcium ion binding; structural constituent of muscle. Gene Ontology annotation, cellular component: myosin II complex. Lineage: Eukaryota; Metazoa; Chordata; Actinopteri; Centrarchiformes; Centrarchidae.
CAUCAUCGAUGAUGAGCUGAAGCCAGCCGGUGUCCUCCUCCUCCUCCUCCUCCUCCUGCUCCUGCUCACAGCGUCGUGAAGAGAUCCGAGACCCUCGCCCGUCUGUCAUCCGACAACCACACACGGACAUGUCCGACUUCACAGAGGACCAGAUCAUGGAGUUCAAGGAGGCCUUCCUUUUAUUUGACCGGACGGGUGAGGGGAAGAUCACCUACAGCCAGUGUGGCGAUGUCAUGCGGGCCCUUGGACAGAAUCCUGUCAAUGCUGAGGUGCUGAAGGUCCUGGGAAACCCCAAGUUAGAAGAUAUGAACAACAAGAUGCUGGAUUUUGAGCAGUUCCUGCCCAUGCUUCAGGCCAUCGCUAAGAACAAGGACCAGGGCUCCUUCGAGGACAUCGUAGAGGGUCUGCGUGUCUUUGACAAGGAGGGAAACGGUACGGUGAUGGGGGCAGAACUGCGUCAUGUUCUCACUACACUAGGUGAAAAAAUGACAGAGGAGGAGGUGGAGACUCUCUUAGCGGGACACGAAGACGCCAAUGGCUGCAUUAACUAUGAAGAACUCGUCCGGAUGGUGAUGAGCGGUUGAGGAAUUCAGACACACACUUUAAUUUUAUUCCUAGAUAUUUUUGUAUUGUUUGUCUCAUCUUGCCCUUCCAUCCAUGCCAUCCUACCUCCAACAAGUCUCUGUUCUCUUUCUUUUAUUUUAAAAGUGCCUUUUCUGUCAAAUGUGAAAGAAACCCUUUCAUCUAAUUUCCAAACAUUGUUCAGCCUCGCAGGUACAAUUGGCAGUAACAUUCCCCAUUUCCAUCUCUGUCAAUUAACUCCCGUCAGUCUUGUUGUCAGCGUAUUUUCUUUUUCUGGAUGGAUAUGAUAAUGUGAUAAUGUGAUAAUGUUUCAUUUAACCAUAUUCAAUAAAAAUCCUGGUUUCCAAAGUGUC